GCUGCCGCCGCCUCAGGUCACGGCCCCGCCAGGCGACCGCGGCCCCGCCGCACCGGAGCAGGAACUGGAGUUGGGGAACUAGUGCAAGGAAAUGCUGAUACUCUGGCUACUGCUGUUGCUGUGAUAAAGUCCUUUGUCUCUGACCCAGAAGUCUUGCGUCUUCUGCCAGCAGCCAGGAAACUGUGGGGUACAGGCAUGGAUGGGAAGAAAUGCAGCAUAUGGAUGUUUUUACCCCUUGUAUUUACCUUGUUUACUUCAGCUGGAUUGUGGAUAGUAUACUUUAUAGCUGUGGAGGAUGACAAAAUUUUCCCAUUAAACUCAGCUGAAAGGAAACCUGGUGUGAAGCAUGCACCGUAUAUAAGUAUUGCAGGUGAUGAACCUCCUGCAAGCUGUGUGUUUAGUCAAGUUAUGAACAUGGCAGCAUUCCUAGCUCUGGUGGUAGCUGUUCUGCGCUUCAUACAACUGAAACCAAAGGUUUUAAAUCCAUGGCUGAAUAUUAGUGGAUUGGUGGCGCUCUGUCUGGCUUCCUUUGGAAUGACCUUACUUGGUAAUUUUCAGCUCACAAAUGAUGAAGAAAUCCAUAAUGUCGGAACUUCCUUGACUUUUGGAUUUGGCACGUUGACCUGCUGGAUCCAGGCUGCAUUGACACUCAAAGUAAACAUCAAGAAUGAAGGACGGAAAGUUGGAAUUCCACGAGUUAUUCUCUCAGCAUCUGUCACUCUCUGCGUGGUCCUCUACUUCAUCCUCAUGGCCCAAGGCAUCCACCUGUACGCAGCCAGGGUCCAGUGGGGCCUGGUCAUGUGCUUCCUGUCUUACUUUGGCACCUUUGCUGUGGAGUUCCGGCAUUAUCGUUAUGAGAUUGUAUGUUCCGAAUACCAGGAGACUUUCCUAAGCUUCUCAGAAAGCCUGUCUGAAGCUUCUGAAUAUCAAACCGACCAGGUGUAACCCAUCAGUUUUUCCUUGCUGGUGAGGUGGGUGUAGCAUCAGGGGAGGGGCCAAGGCACACCCACAGGACUUGACACACAACCUCAUGACACAUCGUAAACACAGGCACGUGCACACGCACACACUCACACACACAUUCAUGGCCACGUUUGCCAAACGAGCGUUUCGGGGCGAGUUAUUUAACAAAAAUGCACAAGCCCUAUGUGUCGAAAUAUACGCUGUUAGCACUGAAAAUAUAAUGCACGACAGAGCAAGAAGCUUGUGCAUGAUCACCUCUCUUUUCCCCUCUCUCCCAACACCCCCUGCUCUUCUUGUCCUCUUCACGUAUUCCAGACAUCCUGAUCACCCUACCUUGGGCAGGCCAAAUGUAACAUGGGAAUAAUGCCAACUCCCAAAGUUGCCUUCAGAUCCAGAGGGCUUGGAACUAGCUCAUGAGGACAUUCUGAAUCUGGCACUAGGGCUCUUGAAUGGACAGAGUAUCAUUUGGUUGGAUGGAAACUGUACAGAGAUGUGACCCCGUGUAACCUGUGGAUGAUGUUGGAUCAAGGAUAGAACUUUCCCACAAAAACUCCCUUCAUCAUCGUUCAGUGGUUGGCUGAGCAGAUUCGACAAAAGGAAUAUGCUACGAUCUGUGAGGGGGAAGCCCACCACCAUGAUUUGGACUUUACUGUGACUGAGAAAAUAUUUCCAAAUGUGAAUAUUUGUAGGCCAUGGUCUGCCAUGGAGAGAUGUGGGUAGCGAGGGUGUGGUUUCAGUUUUGCUUCCAUAGUAUGCUAUGUUCAGUUUUUAUUUUCUAUUUCAUAGUUUGCUUUGUUUUCUUUCUUUUUUUUUUUUUUUUAACUAACUACCAUGGUUCUCUUGGGGCCUCACGGACAGAGAAGAUGUAGGCCAAACGCAAGAACUGAGCUUGUUUGGGGUUCAGCAUGAUAAAAGAAAAAAAAAAGAAAGGUCACCUGCAGGCUUAAUUUGCUGCUUUUAUGUUUGAAGCUAAGAAAAUGUUCACAGAAAAGCACAAAGAAAUACGUGUGGAGGUAAUAAAAAGAGCUCCUGCUGGACAUUUGUAAAAGAGAGGAGUUUCAGAGGAUCGUGUUGUAAAUCCAAAUCAAGGAGUUUCUUAAUAUGUAUCUAUUGCUCAAAUUUAGUAUUUUGGGGGGCGGGGGGUUAAGGGCUUUUCAUACUCAGAAUUUGUAGAAGCCAAUUAAAAGGUUACCCUCCCCGAAAAACAAAUUGGUUCAGUUCGUCCCCUACAACACAUCAUGUAGUUCCCACCCGCGAAGAGUUUAGAACUCAAACUCUAUUCCUGGGCUUUAGAGGAUGUGCUUCAUAAAAAAGGGCAGAAUUCUAAAUCAAAAUGCGUUGGAGUGGGCCAAGCUGAUGGACCCUCCGUGAGUGCACUUUGUUUCAAGAAAUCCCCAAACUUACUUCAUAGGGGCUUGGGAUUUCAUGGAAUAUAAUGUGAAAAAAUGUUUUUUUAAUCCAACCCAAACUCUGAGCUUCUUGAGGAGGGGGUUCAAUGACUUUUCAUCUCUGUAUUUAUCCCCACCUCUUAGCACAGUGCCUGGCACAUAUUAGGUGCUCAACAAACAUCUGUUGAAUAGAAUUACUGGUAAUUUACAGUACGAAAAAGGAGUAUCAGAGAAAGACUCAAAGAUGUGUGAGAGAAUGGAAGAUGACUGUUUCAUGCAAGACAGGAAUGGAAGAAAUCACGAGGGUUAGAUGGGGGAGGCAGAACACCUCUAAGGGACAAGUAAAAUGUGAGAAAAAGAGACAAGCAGAGAGUGUUCUAUUAGAAAGUCAUCUUACUGUAAAUAGUCCAAGGUGACAUUUAUUAUUUUUGAAUACUGCUUUUGGGGUUUUUUUUUCAUUUUUAUAUUUUAAAAAUUUUAUCAGAGAACAAAGAUUUAUGAAGUUUUCUUUUACUCUACACAAUCCAAAUUAAAUAGCUUUUGGUGAUGCACCAUACACUUUCUUAAGAGUAGAUCUAAUAGCGCAUUUUAACAGAAUCAAGCAAUGACUGGCAUUAUUCAUCGGGAU
This is a messenger RNA of Delphinapterus leucas (beluga whale), 2979 nucleotides long. The record is from RefSeq and is a predicted model, not a curated record. Lineage: Eukaryota; Metazoa; Chordata; Mammalia; Artiodactyla; Monodontidae.